Messenger RNA from Mercurialis annua (annual mercury), 1337 nucleotides. RefSeq names its product patatin-like protein 2. The transcript has 7 exons. Gene Ontology annotation, biological process: lipid metabolic process. NCBI's taxonomy places the organism in Eukaryota, Viridiplantae, Streptophyta, Magnoliopsida, Malpighiales, Euphorbiaceae. Gene Ontology annotation, molecular function: glycerophospholipase activity; monoacylglycerol lipase activity. The record is from RefSeq and is a predicted model, not a curated record. The coding region runs from base 4 to 1236 and encodes 410 amino acids.
AACAUGAACUCAUCACAUAGCCUGAGUGAUGAACUUAACCCAUCAACCUACGGUGAAAAAAUCACUGUCCUGAGUAUUGAUGGUGGUGGCAUCAGAGGAAUAAUUCCUGCAACUAUUCUCAGUUUCCUAGAAUCCAAAUUACAAGAAUUGGACGGAGAAGAUGCUCGAAUCGCAGAUUAUUUCGAUGUAAUCGCAGGAACCAGCACGGGAGGUCUAAUUGCUGCCAUGUUAACCGCUCCUGAUGAUAAUCAAACCAAACGACGACCACUAUACAUGGCGAAAAAUAUAGUUCCAUUUUAUUUAAAGCAUUGUCCUAAAAUAUUUCCUCAGAGCUAUGGAAUGAUUAUGAGAAUCAAAGCUUUGUUGGGACCAAAGUAUGAUGGUAAGUACUUCAGAAAGCUAAUUCGGACAAUACUUGGGGAUCGAAGGCUACAUGAGACCGUAACUCGUGUUGUUAUUCCUACUUUUGAUAUUCAUUUGCUCCAACCCGCCGUCUUCUCAACUUUUGAGGCGGAGAUUGAUAGUUCUAAGGAUGCUUUGUUAUCUGAUGUUUGCAUCAGUACUUCUUCAGCUCCUACUUAUUUUCCUGCUUAUCAAUUCAAGACUAAGAAUUCUCAAGGAAAUGAUAGAGAAUUUCACCUUAUUGAUGGUGGAAUAGCAGCGAAUAAUCCUGCGUUACUGGCCAUGAAACCGACCGGAACAGUGUUCCCUGGUGAUCCCGCUUCGUUGCCGGAACAAACUCUGGAUUACGAGAAGUAUAUGGUGCUUUCGUUAGGGACGGGUACGUCAAAAAUUGAGAAGAAAUACAAUGCAAAAAUGGCAGCAAAAUGGGGAAUUCUAGGGUGGCUUUAUAAAGAAGGAAAAUCUCCAUUAGUUGAUGCAUUUACUUGUGCUAGUAGUGACAUGGUUGAUCUUCAUAUGUCUUUAAUUUUUCGAUCUAUUAGAUGUGAUCGCAACUAUCUUCGCAUCCAGGAUGACACGUUGAGUGGGGACACAUCUUCAACAGACAAAGCAACUCAGAAAAAUUUGGAGGAUCUUGUAAAAAUUGGUGAAAGGAUUUUAAAGAAACCAGUUUCAAGUGUUAAUAAAGAUAGUGGGAUUUUUGAACCAGUUGAAAAUGAAGGAACUAAUGAAGAAGCUCUUAUCAGAUUUGCAAGAAUUCUAUCUGAAGAGAGGAAGCUUCGUAAGCGGAAUUUAAAUGUGACCAGCAACUCAAGGCUAACUCAUGUUAAUUGACAUGCAAUUUGACCAUACACUAAACACGUUUCGAAACUGACUCAAAACUAAUUAAUUUAUUUCUUAAAUUAUCAUGUUUCUAUUAGUAUUAAUAAAAUGAA